GUGGUGGUUCGGGUAUCUCCAAAGUGAUGUCAAGUAAUUAAGCUGAUGAGCAAGGUAUGUCGGCGAUCGGUGCCCUCGAAAACCCGAGUAAUUAUGUGGAAAGCAUGGAAAUGUGAGCGAAGUCUGUACAGCCUGUCACUGCUGACGGCACGAGUAGCGUUAGCAGUUUAGCCACAACUAGCAGUGCAGCCACCAGACCUAGGCAGUGAUUACUCAUAUCAUUUACGUUUACAUCAUCUAAUGUUUACAUUUUAAGGCGUUUCAUUAUCUCUGAGGGGGCAAUUUGUUUAUUUUGGGUCUUGCGUACCUGCAAAAACUAAGGACUGUAAACUAGUUCACUGUAUUAUCUAGUAUUUAUCUAUAUUUGUUGUACUGUUGAAUUAAAAUAUUUUGUUAUAUUUUUCUAAAUGUAUCUUAUUCAAUUUAUUUUGUUAUUUACUUUGUAUGUUAAUAAAAAGUUUAACUAAUCUCUAGUUUCCUUAGUUUUUAGUACAGAUGCUUUAAAACAGACAGUUAAAAAAAAAUGGUGAUAAUAAUCGAGAUUGAAUGAUAUGACAAAAUGUAUCCUGAUUCCUUUUUUUUUUUUUUUUGCCAAAUCGCCCAGGCCUAUUUCAUCCCCUAGUUUUCGCAUUGCAAAUCAGUGCCAGAAAGAAACCUAAACGCCAGAAACUGCACAGAGAAAAAACACAAAUCCACACAACUUUUACCAAACAAAGGCAACACUACUUUAAAAUCCAUCACCCAUACAGCCUGUAACAAAGUCUAAUGGCAGCUAGAUGCUAUAAAGGUUAUAUUUACAUGAAAACAUACUGCAGAUGUGUCCUCCAACAGGGAAGGCUUGUGUGUGUGUGUGUCACUCCAUUGUUUGCCUUCAAAGCAGGCACUUCCAAGGCAAAGGGCCCGAGCACGUCUGACAGUAUUUGCUGUGAUCUGUUUGAACAAGAACAAUCUUGGCACAGACUUGUUUGUCCACAGUAAUCCACUAUAAUCCCCGUGCAGCCUUCUCUCUUAGGUCCAUACACGCCUCAUCUUUUUUUACCCCAUUAAACACGGAACAUCUUUAGACUUCACCAAACAACAUCACACACCCAACAGUGGCGAUUUCUGUUGCAGAAAACAGCAAAAAAACCCAACCACUUGAUGAUCGCCUAUGAGCCAUUUCGUCAACUAACUUGUUGCUGUUGUUCAUGUUGCUCUAAGACACUCAUCACUCAACACCGCAGCCCAACAAUGAAGGUAGAUUUAUGUGCAUUUGACCACCCCUAAGACAAAAAAGGCACACAUACAAAAAUCGGGCGAUUCUUUCCACAGAUACAGCAACUUUGCAUCAUAGGACCGCGGCGGCUGAAGUUAUAAACUCCUACCUCCCAUUUGACGAGUUUCCUCCGUUUCUGUUAUCCUGCUCGGCCUCGAAGACAAGCCGAGCGACGGUGCGAGGGGUGAUGUUAAAAUCCACUUUUUCGCAGGAACACAUCAACAUACUUAUCUGCGUGGAGAAGCAUCUGCCGGCUGCUGCUAACAGUUAGCUCCUAGCCAGCUAACCGAGACCUGUUGUGGAGGCCGACAGCGCACUAAAAUAACUAGCAGCCUUUAAUUCUCAGAACAUAAAGUACUACGCCGACCUCUCCCAUUUUCACUCCGAAAACCACCCCGGUGUAAUGGAUGAAUUUCGAACUUAAUUUCCGACAAAACACCCGAGUUUGCUUCGCCUUCGUGGCGGUUUGAAAGUAAAAGACAAAACGGUUUAUUGUCGAAAAGUGAAAAGAGACGAAGUCAGUCAGUUGGGCGCCUAACUAGAUACGAGGGGUGUUACGAGACGUUAGAUAAAGAAAAUCUGAUCAUUUUUCUUAUUUUUUUUCCUAACACAUACACCCCUUUCAUCUAAUAAGGUAUAAACAUUAUAUGAUUUGAAAAACGAUCACAAAAUAAGCGAACAAAUACAAAAACAGGGAGCAAAACAAAGCGAGCACCCCCCCGUCAAACUUUGUGGUACAGUCCGAGGAAAUAACUGUUCAGAGGAUGUGGCGAUAGAAGGAGACGACUGUUUCCACUACACCGCACCAUAACACACAAAAUCUGUGCAAUUAUCAACUAAUACGGUUUCUUACGAUUUACUGCCAUCAAUUUGAAAAUCCCGCUUGCAUUAACUUUGCCCAGUGACUUGCUGUGGCUGUUUUAUGCCGGGGAGAAGCAAAAGAAACAGCCAUGUAUAGUUUUCGUUACCUACAGUCAACAAUAAAGAAGUCAACAACAGAGACCAAACCUCCUGGUAGUAUGAAUCAGGUAAAUCUACAAAUUUGGCAUUAUUUCAGAGGUAAUUUGAAGGGAGCUCUAUGUGGCUGGAAUGAAUGGACUAUAUAAUUGCGACCUCUUGUGUUUAAAAUGAUUCAGUGCAGUAUUCCACUAAUUUACCUCAGUAUCUUAUACCUCAUCAUGUAGAGUCUCAUAAACUGAAUUAAAGCACUGGUAAAACAAAACAACAUUUUUAUUCAUUACUGCUUGUAGAUUUGAUUUUUCUUUUCUUGUCCUUUUUGCUAUGAAACAAGGAAGUGUUAAAGACAAAUGGAGCAUAAAUCUCACCCGGUGACUCCUGCUGCAGCAUUGCUUCAAAAACAAAGUAUUUCAGGCACAGUCCUGGACAUACGGAGAGCUGGGUUAAAAGAGGAUUCACUGUCUGUAAUGGAAAGAAAACAUAUAUAAGUAUCUCUGGACAAAAUGGUACAUAUUAUAUACUUUAUUUAUGUUUUGUUAUGUGUAAAUCAUUAUUUUUUGAUACGUGAACUAAUCUCAACAAAUUUGUCGUUGAUGAUGAAAUAACCAUGGAUUUAUUCAUAUGUAGCAGUUAGAUCUCCUCUGUUCCACUAAAUGUUAUUAAAACUGCACUCUGCACCUUUAAAAUAUGAGGAAACGAGUGUAUUCUAUGACUGUGCAUUUGUUUAACCCUUCUUAUCAAAGAAAAUAACCAUAUAUUUAUACAAAUGCAAAGUAUGCAACAUAAAAUGAAGAUUUAGAUUAAUUAAUGUUGUUUAAAUGAAUAAAUAUAUGAAUUAACAGCGAAUGAGGGCAUUACUUCAGCACUGAUGAUGCAUUAAGUUUGUACCCCUAUUAUAAAGUGUUACCUAUAUAUUUAUGUACUGACAUGAUAUUUUCAUUUAGCUAAAUUUACAUUUAAUAAUGCAUAUUGAUUUAGAUGUACUCAAACACAACAUAACGAAAGGAAAAAGCUAAAAACUAUUAAUAAAAAUAUAAUCAAUAAAUGUCAGAGUUUGUUUUUCCAAUUUUAAAGAAAUUGCUGUUGAUUUUUAAGAUUCGUUUUAGUGACACGUUUGGAUUUCAUCGCAAAAAAUUUUUUUUUAAAAAUCCCCUAUGUAUAUUUGCAAAAACUUGCAUGUAAAAAGUUAAUCUAAUGAAGUUUGAAGAAAAACAUUUUAUUUUGUCAUUGGCAGAAACACAUUCAGUCAAGUAACACCUUUUGUUUAAAAAGUACUCUAAAUAUUAAAUAGUAGAACAUAUUUUCUGCCUGGAGUCAUGAUUCAGUACAGUACUUUCUGAAUAAAUCCUGCUGAUGCAGAUUUAAAGGUUCCAUAAGAACUAAUGCUGUUUCAUUACUCACCCCCCGCACUGUAUCUGUACGGACACUUUGCAUGUUUCAGUCUCAUUUACAUAUUGUUGUGCUCUCACUGUGCCAGGCUGUUUUAAAAUACACACCAGAGCAGAUACCAUCAUGCUACACACUUUCAGAGGAGAUUUUAUGUAUCACAGAGAGUAUCAAAUCUUACUAAAUUAAUCUGGAAAAACAGCUUGAAUGAAAUUGCCUUUACCUGCCUGUCUGUUUUAAUCUCAUGCGGCGGUCGAUUCCUUUCAAGUCGAUGGCAGAGCAUCACAAUGACUUAGCAAUUUUAAAUUCUCCAUACGUUCACCAUCUCCAGUCUCCUCACUGUCUGUGUGUCCCCUCCUCCUGCGAUCAGCACUCCAGUAUGAAGAUCUGAGGUCUGUGUUACACAUGCAGCCCCGGCACAGACAGAGCUCCAGGAUACCGGGAGUUGUGUUGCUGAGCACCUCUGGCUGCUGAAUCGCCGACUGGAAACUCGAUCUGUGCUAAAAAUAAAAAGACAUCAGCAGCAUAACGAGAAAGGAGGUGUGUCAUUCACUGUGUGUAUGCUUGUGUGGGGUCACAGAGGGGCAGCCCACCCCCUAUAUAGUCAACUCACACACACACAUACACAGGUUUAUCAUAUGUCAACAUUUCCUUGAAGUUUCCCCUCAUGUGCAUGCCGGCCUCAAGGUCUUCGUCCCGGCAUCUCGUGGCCACAUGUGUGUCAUUUUCAAGAUUGCUCUGCAGAUUUUUCAUCGCCAUUAUCAUUCACAGGCUCACACAAGGUUAAAAGAGACAAGGACCCUUAUCAAGAGCCGUGUGCUUCACCAUGUCAUCUGGUUACAUCACAUGACAACAUCCCUGACCUCCAACGCACUCAAAAUACACAAACGCACAAACACGUACACAAGAAAAACACUGGCAGAAAAACAGAGCGUGUCCUACCCCUGAACACUGUUUGCCUUUUUGUUUUACGUUAGAGUGAGAUAUGUUUAAUUUGAUUUGACGUGUUAGAAGGUGUUUCCCUUUUAAGAAGACGGAAAACAACUCAUUGCAUUCAUCAAGUCAACACGUAGGCAGCAGAGACCACGUGAACCUCUCCGUCAUGGAUGUCAGCACGCAACACGAGGCCUUCAGUCAGUGUCUGUUUUGGCAGCCUUGACUUCAGUGGCCUUGUUUUUUUUGACAGGCCAAACUGGCGUGGACUGACUGUAAUAGCGGGUAUCAAAACUGAUUGAGAAGAAAAGGGUGUCAAGAUGAUAAAAACGUGUGAAAUCUGAACGAGCGCUGUGUUACAGUGAAAGGAAUACGUUUGUGGAACAAUCUGAACAAAGAAACUAAAAAAACUAAAUCAAAUUUUAUCUUUAAAAAAAAGUGUCAAAGGCAGUAUGUCGAGUAAAUACAGGGAAAUAUGUUAAUCUAAGUCUUGGUAUGUUUGUUUUGUGAAAAAAAAUGUGUUUGUUUUGCAGGUUGUUUUUGAAUAUAAGAAAUAAUUAACUGUAAAAAGGCGUGUUGGUCUGCAGCCCCUUUUUUAUUUUUUAUUGUGUGUUAAGUUGAUUAAUAUCUCAUGAAAGAGGAGCAGACUUUAAGAUUUUUCUUCUUUCUGCUCCUUUUCAUUCACAUGUUUGAGAUUUCUCCUUGUUUGUACUGAAUGUUUUAUAUUGGAGUGGAAUUUGCAACAGCAUUUAAGAGGUUUUAACACUCCUUCCUUAAAGCCAAUGCAAGGAGUUUGUAAGUGGUUUUGAAAUAGAUUGAAACUGAUAGUGAUGCGUCUUCAUGACCUACAAAAGCAAAGAUGACCAACGGCAACCUGUCUGACCAAUUCCAUUUUAUAAUUUUUACUGCCUAAAACAGCGACAGGUCAGACCAGAACACUGAAAACAAUCUUUUUUACAUUCUCAACAGCAAAAAUUUACAAUCAGGGACACAUGGGACACUGUUUGAAGAAAGCAGGAUAAGUGUUUCCUUUUUUCAGAAAGCUAAUCUGGGAUUCAGAGCACAAGAUUAUAUAAAGGGUAAAAUGCACAUCUUUGCCCUGAGGGGGUGCCAAAAUCAACACAAACCUUCAAGCCCCUCAUAGCUUUUAAGUCGGAAAAGUACAGAGAACUAAGAUGCUCCUUCCAGACGAGUGCGAAAUUCCUGAAAAUUUCCAGAAAGUUUGACAUGUUUGCUGCAUUCUGCUAUCCCCCAGAAUAAUUUCAAGGUUAAAUCCAUGUGAGCUCAUGUGAGAGUGCAGCAGAAAAUCUUCUGGAUGCUGCAGUAGUACGAAUCAAUGACAUCAAUCAAUCAAGCGGCUGCUGGAGGAGAGUAGGUGAGUUGUGUUAAGUCUCUUUGCUAAAGAAAUCAGGCAAAGCUAAAAAGAUGUUUGGUAUCUAGUACUAUGGCUAGGACCCUAUAUGUCCUGUUGAUAAAGUUAGGUGCUGUUCUGAGCAUUAUUUGUGGCGUUUUGGUUGAGCGUGUGGCUCUCUGUAUUACUAUCGUGUGGUCGUUACUAAAGUUGGUUUAACUAGAGAAGAAAGCGGUCGGCAACAUUCAUCUCUCGAGGGGGUGUCUAACUCAGUGUUCCAGCGUGUUUGACCCUAACUUAAUUUUACGCCGAAGUAUCCCUUUAACAGGGAUAAGUUUACUGUAAGACUAAGGCAGCAUAUUUCAGUUCACUAGUGUGAAACUCUGAUGUCAGAGUUUAUGAAAGUUAUUUUUUAUAUUGCAUUUAAACUCCCUAUUAAAAGGCGUUUCCAUUUUAGGAUCACUUUAUAUCAAACUCCUACUCUCUCUUUUGCAUCGCUGUGGAAAGCACUGUUAUACAAAUAGUGUAAAAGGUGAGACAUCUAAACCAGAGUGUGAAAUCUGGACCUGGUGAAAUCAGCUCAACAAAGACAGACCCUCAGAAAAAUAGUUUCAAUCAGCUGAGACAUGCUGGAUCAUUCUCUCAUGAGCAAAACAUUCAAAACACUGGAGCAUCAUCAUUGCUGAUAUGUCUUUAAGCCACGCUCUGAGCCCGAGUCAGCUUGGGGUCCCAUCAGCCACCAUGACCUCUGACCUCUGGGAACAGAGCAUUUACUCACAUGUAAAAAUAAAGCAUUUACACCAAGGUAUGGUGCAGCGAUCCCUUUAAGCCCUGCAUGUUUGUUUGCUUUGGUCUGUGCACCAGUUUGUCCUGGAGGAUUUGACUAACAAAACAUGCUUGAAAUGACUUUGCAUCGCAGACCUGCUGCUUUUAUUCAUACAGACAUGAAAUUCACUGCUUUGAAUGUAAUGAAGGAGAAAAUCAAAUGAGGAUAAGACAUAUGAAAAUAAGAGUAAGAGGAUUUGAAACUUUCCUUGAGUGAAACAGCUGUUUGAUGUGUAACCAGGAGAAACAUGGCUGCGGUCUUGCUUCACAAGGUCCUGCUGUAGUUCUGGAUCAAGUCUCAUCAGCUCAGGUUUCCAACACAGCAGUUCUACUAGAUUCACACGCUCUAAAUUUAGCUGCCUUAAAGUCAGACAAGACUGAAGGAGACUAUCGUGGAGAGACUUAAGACCUGGGUUUUUUCUUGUAAACAUUGUCUCCGUUCUGAGAUUUUCUGUUUAUUCUGGACUUCCUGAAACACACGAUUGUUGAGAUGAUGGACUGACAGAUCUUUCUGGAUUAAGACUAGACUAAACUGGCAUGAGGAAUUCAGGGGCUUCAUGUCAGUAAUAUAAUCUUAAUCCCAGGGGAUAUUUCUCUGCAGGUUUACGUCAAGAAGAGUUCAACACUGUUUCCAACAGCCGGCAGAAAUGGUGUGCUACGUUUCUCUUCUAGUUAUCUUCAGUCUUUUCUGUAAGUACAAACUCAUUUAUGACUUUUUACUCAUGGAAAACUUCAUGAUGUUGGCGGUUGAAGUCGCACUCUUGGAAGCGAGUUUGUUGAUUAACCUAAUCUCUUUCUUUUCCUGGUCUUUUCAUGAUAAAAUCAAACAAUAAAAAACAUUUAAGAAGACAGCAAGAGAGUUGAUCAAGUUGUAAGUGAAUUUUACAAGCUACUUGACGUUAACUGUUUUCGUAAACAAACCCAAACUCCAAUAAAGCUGGGAUGUUGUGUAAAACAUGAACAGCUGUUCCUAAACAGCUGGGUCAGGGUCAUGUUUACCACUGUGUUGGACUUCUUUCCAAUUUUUGCUGGAUGGACCACUUCAGUUCCUCAACAGUCUGGGGUCUCCGUUGUCAGAUUUCAUAACGCUCCAUAGAUUUUCAAUGGGAGACAGGUCUGGACUGCAGGCAGGCCAGUCCACUAUGACGCCCCACUGGGUUGUCUUCCUGAAAUAAACAGGGUUGGUUUUCAGUGUUGGUUUUUGGCCUUGCUGCUUACGUGCAGAAAUUUCUCUGAAUCUUUUGAUGAUGUUUUGGACUUUAGAUGAUCAAAUCCCUAAAUUACCACAGUUGUAGAUUGCGCUCAAACUGUUGGACUAUUUUCUCACACAGUCGCUGACAAAGUGAUGAACCUGGCCCCAUCCUUGCUUGACCCUCACCUGUUUAACCUGCUCACCUGUGGAAUGAUCCAAACAGGUGUUCUCGAGCAGUGUUCAGUUUUCUGGGUACAGUUACAAAGAAAAACACGAAGAAAAUGUAGUAUUUUCCACUUAAAUGUGUUUUUUAAGUCCAACCUGUUCAUUUACUCAUGAAAUCCCUGGACUGAUUUACUCCAGUGUCUUCAUCUUUUCCUCUUCCUCACCCUCUCUCCUCUCCUGCAGUGUCUCGGUGCGAUGCUGGCUGCUCGGAGGUCGACUCGCUAACGGAAGCCGUUGCAGGACAAGGGUUCCUGCUGGGCUGCAUCUCGUGCAAGAGGCGAGAAGAAGUUUCUGCCCGAGCCACCGUGGACUGGCACUUCAAACCGCUGGGAGAGGAAGAGGAGGAGUUCAGGCAUGUGAGUUCACAACCAGAGCCACAAAGAGGACUGUUGAAUGUGGUUUAAGGAAGAACAACAACUGGAAGUGUCCUUCGUUCUUCUUCCAGGACUCUGCAAAUCUCUGGGGACAAGACUCGCUCUUUCAUAAGUUCCAAAAGUUAAUUGUGGAAAAAGUCAGUCAUUUUUUUUAAUAUAAUGCCGUAAAAUAAUUCUAGACAGGGCAUUCAUUUCUUCUAAAUUUCACUGAUAAAAGUUUACUGAAAAAAUGGUUGUUUGAGUCAAUAAAAUUAUCAAAACUUGACAAAAAGUGAAAACAAACUGCAAGAUAAAUGAAUAAAACAUGAUUCAAAGCUUGCUCUCUGGUUCAAGACUGUGAAUGUGUCUUUUUCAGAUUUUUCACUAUGACCACCCCAGCGCCAAAGUCCUCCAUGAAAACUUUUCCAACCGCCUGGAGUGGCACGGGACACUGGAUACAGAUAUACAGAUAGGAGCCGUCUACAUCCAUAAUGUCUCCUACAACGACAUGGGGAUGUACCGCUGCACCAUCCACCGCACACUCUUCCUGCCACAGUACAACGAGCAUGUGAUUGUGGAGAAAGAGGUGGAUCUGAGCGUGGUGCCUGUAGGUAGGGUACAAGUAAAAAAAAAAACACUCAUACAGCAGUGUAGGAAUAUUUAAUAGUGAUGAGUGGAGUGCAAUAAGCUGAUGCUGAGAGUCAAAAACAAGGAAAGAUCGUUAAAAAAUGUCCCUGAGAUUGAUGCAUCUCUUCACGUUAUGCAUCAGUGAUGAGCAGCAUUUCUUUUUUUCUGUGCAAUUUGCAGUUAUGUUGGUAAUGAUCGAAUAAAUCCUGUAAUAAUUCCUUUACAUCCUGAAAUAUUAAAGGGAUAUUCCGGCGUAAAAUUAAUUUAGGGUCAAACACACCGGAACACCGAGUUAGACAUCCCCUCCAGAGAUGAAUGUUGACGACCGCUUGCUUCUCUAGUUAAACCAACUUAAGUAACGACCGCAGGAUAGCAAUAUACAGUGGUCUAUAGAGCCAUAAACAAACCUCAACGAAAACGCCACUCUAUAACCACAAAUAAUGAUCAGAACAGCACCUAACUUCAUCAACAGGACAUAUAGAGUCCCAGCCAUAGUACUAGACACCAAACAUCUUUUUAACUUUGCCUAAUUUCUUUAACAAAGAGACUAAACACAACUCACCUACUCUCUUCCAGCCCCCUUUGAAAUCUGACUGGCCACCCCAGAUGUCAUGAGACAAAAACAUGAGCACACUGGAACCAUAAACCACAGAAAAAAUGUAUAAGAAAGUAGGAAAAUCAACUACACUGCAUGUUCUUUGAUUUGUAAUCUGGGCAGUUUAGUGUAAAAAGCAAAAGAUGCUUUACAGCUAAGAGUUUUCUUCAGCGUUCUUGAAUGCAACCCUGAAGUCCUAAACUCUUACUGGUUAUUUGUCACAUCGGAGAUGGGAUUUAUUAGCCUGGAAUUUAUAAUCCAUAGGGGUCACUUGGAAUAACACAACACGAAAACCUCUAACAGCCACUCAAACCAAAUAAACUGAAGGUUAAAUUAAAGCACUUCCUCCACAGGGACAUGUAUGUAGCUGCUGUGGUUGCCAAGUCAUGUGUACUUGUUCUCAGGUAAUAGUAGCUGAAAUUUCAUCACCAGAUAUAAAAAUAUCCUCGAAACAACUUUCCUGUCAGAUACUCAGUGUCUCUGUAGGAUGAUCUCUGAUUUUAAAGCGGCUAAACCUCCAUGUUUGUCGAAGCACGUGCACAAGAGCGAGGUUUUAUUCCUGGGGCACAUGCCUUGUCUUAACCGCUACAUUGUUGGUUCCUGUUUCCCAGCCAAUCGGGAGCUGACGUCCGUGAUCGCAGAGAUUAUGAUGUUCGUGCUGAUCGUGGUUCUGCAGCUGUGGCUCAUCAUAGUGAUGAUCUACUGUUACAAGAAGAUUUCAGAGGAGCAUGAAGCUCGGGAGGCCCGAAAGGCUCUAAAGACUCAGGCAGGGUGAGCCGCUGAUCUUUUUAAUGCAGGGGAUUAAUUUUAGGAUGACAUUUCUGUAUUUAACCAGGACACAAUGGACAGAUUAUACCACUCAAUUGAAUACAGUAUGUUUGAACCAAAAAUUAACAUGUCCUCUUUAGUUUUGUUUUCUAUUUUAGGAUGAGAAUAAAUUUUUAAAACAUGUAUGUGUAUCUUUUCAGGAUUAAUUAUUGAUUUCAUUCCUCUGUUUCUCACAUCUUGACGAUUGCGCUCUCAUUUUUUUAUUUCCAGGUUGUUAGAAUCAAAAGACAACUGUGACGGGGUGCAGCUGGAGUAAAUAUACCAGUGAGUGUCAGAUACUUUAAAGCCUACACAGAACCGGAUUUAGGCUUUUCUGGUGUUUAUUCUUUGAGUGCACUAAUCUCAAAACUUCUUAUCCAUCAGGUGAAAAACAUCCUCACUGCAAGAGCCAAGCUUCAUUUCUGCAAACAAAGAGAUAGUUUCUCCAAGGGGCUGGUGACGUGUAAUCGUGUGUCUGAGGGCUUCAACUACCUGCAUCGUUUAUCUUCUACCAAGAAAGUAUAAUCUGUAAAAAAUGCAGUUUGUAAAAUACGAGCUCAGGGAAACAUGAAGAAAAGCUGGGCUUAGUGUAGUCCAGGUCCCCGUACUGACUUUUAUAUAUCUUCUUAUGACACAGCUGAUGCAGAGAUUCAACUUUUGACUAUUUAAACAGAGAGUUUUUACAAAUGUGUCUUAAAAAUCCCAGAUACUUCACUUGUAUCUGAGAAGUCUUUAAACCUCAUGUUCAAGUUUGACAGUGACAGCACUUCUUUACCAGCUUUAGUGAGUCUUAAUGAACUUGUUCUUACUCGUGGUUUUUAAUGGGUCUUAUUCCCAGACUGUUUCUGU
Molecule: messenger RNA, 11355 nt
Organism: Xyrichtys novacula (pearly razorfish)
Lineage: Eukaryota; Metazoa; Chordata; Actinopteri; Labriformes; Labridae
Source: the annotation of a GenBank genome assembly